This is a messenger RNA of Camellia sinensis, 1833 nucleotides long. Its product is annotated as hydroquinone glucosyltransferase. NCBI's taxonomy places the organism in Eukaryota, Viridiplantae, Streptophyta, Magnoliopsida, Ericales, Theaceae. The record is from RefSeq and is a predicted model, not a curated record. Gene Ontology annotation, molecular function: UDP-glycosyltransferase activity.
UCACAACACAAAAAGCUACUUUCACACACACAUACAUAUAUAUAAACCAUUACACACACCUCUUCCUAUUACCUCCAAUCCUUUCAACAUUCUCUCUCAAAAAACAAAACCGAAAAAAAAAAGCUCAGUUAUCUGAAACCACCAUGGAACAACCACCAUCCCACAUAGCCAUAGUUCCAACUCCGGGGAUGGGCCACCUCAUCCCCCUGGGUGAGUUCGCCAAGCGGCUCAUCCACCACCACCACUUCUCCGUCACCUUCCUCGUCCCCACCGACGGCCCUCUCUCCGCCGCUCAGGAAGCAUUUUUCGAAUCGCUUCCUGACGGCAUAUCUCACAUCCUCCUCCCUCCGGUGAAUUUCGACGACUUGUCCGAAGACGUCAAAAUCGAGACCCGGAUCUCCCUCACGAUGGCGCAGUCUAUCCCGUCGCUCCGUGAGGCGGUCCGGUCCCUGGUGGGGUCGAUUGGGUUGGUGGCUCUGGUUGUCGAUCUCUUUGGCACUGAUGCAUUUGAAGUUGCAAGAGAAUUCAAUCUCUCUCCUUAUAUCUUCUUCCCAUCUACAGCCAUGGCUUUGUCUUUGUUUCUUCACUUGCCAAAGCUUGAUCAAGCUGUGUCUUGUGAGUAUAGAGACUUACCUGACCCGGUUCAAAUCCCGGGUUGUGUACCGAUUCAUGGAAAAUAUUUGUUGGACCCGGUUCAGGACCGGUCCAACGACGCCUACAGAUGGGUUCUUCACCACACGAAACGGUACCGUUUGGCUGAGGGUAUAAUGGUCAACAGCUUCAAGGAGUUGGAAGGUGGAGCCAUAAAGGCUUUGCAAGAGCAAGAACCCGGUAAGCCUCCCGUUUACCCGAUUGGACCGCUUAUAAAUAUGGAUUCAAGUAGUGGGGUUGACGGGUCGGAGUGUCUGAGGUGGUUGGAUGAUCAGCCACGUGGCUCGGUUUUAUUCAUUUCGUUCGGGAGUGGAGGGACCCUCUCAUAUGAUCAGCUCAAUGAGUUGGCCUUGGGUUUGGAAAUGAGUGAGCAACGAUUUUUAUGGGUUGUUAGAACUCCAAAUGAUAAAGUUGCCAAUGCUUCAUACUUUAGUGUCAAUAGCCAAAAUGACCCUUUUGCCUUCUUACCCAAAGGGUUCCUAGAUAGGACCAAAGGGUAUGGUCUAGUGGUGCCAUCUUGGGCCCCACAGGCUCAAAUUCUAAGCCAUGGUUCGACCGGUGGAUUCCUGACUCAUUGUGGUUGGAACUCAACACUCGAGAGUGUGGUUCAUGGCAUUCCAUUAAUUACUUGGCCACUCUACGCAGAACAAAAGAUGAAUGCUGUAAUGUUAACAGAAGAUCUGAGAGUUGCUUUGAAGGUGAAAGUUAGCGAAAACAGCAUUGUUGGCCGAAUUGAGAUUGCAAAAGUUGUCAAGGAUCUAAUGGAAGGUAAAGAAGGGAAACAGGUUCGUUGCCGAAUGAGAGACUUAAAGGAUGCCGCUGCAAAGGUGCUGAGCAAAGAUGGUGACUCGACAAAGUCACUUGCCGAGUUGGCUGAGAAAUGGAAGAAUAGAAUGAGUAAUUAAUUAGACUAGUGUUCAUCUACCUUGAUUCCUCUUUUCAUUAGUUAACAUAUAAUUUUUUAGAAAAAUGUAUAGAAAAAUAAUGCAGUGUUGUCAAUACUGUAUUCUAUUCUGUGCAUCUUUCUAUGAAAAAAAUUCUAUGUUAAUAACAUUUAUGCUUUGUUUUUCAUUUUAUUUUCCUAUGUGUCAUAUGGUUUAAUACUACAUGCAUGUAUGUAUGCUCUUUUGCUUUUGCUAUUGAAGUUGCAAUUGGUCUUGCAUAGCAAUCAUUUUGUUUGAA